AUGAUAGACGAACGAUUCACAGUCAAGUACAUCUCGGUCAGUACUUGCUUUGUUUAUUUGCCGGAGCACCGACUCAGAAGAUUAUACUCACGGGAGUCGAGCGCAGUAUGCGUCCGUCACAACGAGUUCACCUACUACCUGUCCUGGUGCUCGGCGCCAGGCCCGGAUUCCGAGUCCCUUUGCAUCGGCGCCACCUUCGCCCAGAGUCUCGGCAUCAGGGAAGGCGACGAGCUCCUCGUGACCAGCAUCGACGAGGCACCCGCACUCACGAGCCUCGUCGUCGUGCCCAAGAGCGCGCAGGACCGCGUCGUGCUGGAGCUGCAAAGUGACAACGUGCAGUCGAGAUUGCUGGACCAGAUAAGGGUCGUAGCUAAGAAUCAGCCGAUAGUUGCUUGGACUUCCAGAUACAAUCACGUGACUGUGAUCGUUGACUCGAUGAGCCCCGAGUUUAAGUACGGGCGGUUGGAAAACCUCACGGAGGUCCACGUGGAGGGCGAGGCGACCUCUCCGAGGCAGACCGCUGCUUUGCAUCCUCUCGACGUCAUCGGCUCUCUGCCGACACCCUUGCGGCUUCCAAGCGAUACUAGCCGCCGGGUUUACCGAGUCCAUCCUUUGCCGGACGAGCUGUUCGGUACUUUGGAUAGCCAGAGCGCGUUGGACGAGUUGUCCAGGUCGCCCUUUUGCGUCCACGUGCGGAAGGAGCUUCUGCCACCCGAGACGGCUGUAGACUCUCCCGACCUGUUGUACAGGAUCAAAAAGGUCAAGGAGGACAGAUUGCAUGCGAAGACCCAGGGUGUCAAGCUCGACAGGAGGGCCAAUGCCGAACAGGAGUUGGUGGUUAAAGUACGCGUGGCCGAGCACGCGCUGGCGAGGCUCCGAGGGAGUUGCGAAGGCAUCGAGCGGUACUUUACCGUCUUCGAGGGUAGCUUCGACAACGUAAAUGCUAGGCGUGACCUGAUGGACAAUCUUCUCUUGAAAACCGGCGGUAGAGUGAAACUCGAGCCGGUCAACGAGGGGGAAAGAAGCGAUUGCACUGGUAUCGAGGUGUACCCUCUCGAUAGGCCCAUCACGGCCGAGGAGUUUGUCGAUUACGUGAAGCGAAACUCGAAGUACGGCGAGAUGCUGCUCAAUUCGCAGGCUACCAUCGCUCUGGAGGAUGGGACCAGGUGCCUGGUGAAGCUGCUACCCGAGGACGGCUGCUCGUACGGAUUCUUCGACGGGAGGGUGCUCGGGAGGAUCGAGGUUAGAGUGAGCGACGCCGCGAGCAUCGAGGAGAGCCGGCCGCUCGAGCAGCCGGCCGGCGAAGAGGGCGCUGCUGCGACUACCGUAGCGAGCGAGAUAUUAGAGCCGGUGAUUCGGGAAGCCACGUGUGCUCUCAGACUGAGCCUGGGCCUGCACGGUAUUCGGGGCUUUGACUACGGCAGAGACAACGCGCUAGUGAGCGGUGCGACAGGUUCCGGAAAGACCACGAGCUGCAAGCUGCUCGGUAAACUGCUGAGCGAGCCGCCUUACUUUGCGCACGUGCGUUUUGUCGACUGCAAAUCUUUGAAAGGCAAAAAAGCUGAAGUUGUACAGAAAUUUCUGACGGCGGAGGUUUCCCAGGCCGUUUACCAUCAGCCUUCGGUGAUCUUUUUUGACGACGUCGAUAGUAUAACCAGUGUGAGCUCGAGUACGGACGAGAACACGCCGGAUGCGAUAAACGCCGCGAGGAUAACCGAUGCCAUACACGGUGUGAUUAGCGAGUGUCAGAGGGAAAAUUACGUGUCGAUUGUCGCCACCUGUACGGAUGUCAAGAAAAUCGGCCAGAAACUGCGAGAAGCCAGAGGCGUUCACUUUUUUUGCACCAUGCUGACGAUACCGCCUUUGGAGAAGGCCGAGAGAAUGGAAAUCCUAAGAUCGAGUCUCGAGGACAAAUUGCAGCUCGCGCGCACGAUCGAUUGGGAACAUUACGGUAACAAAACGGAGGGCUGGGUCGCCCAAGAUCUGAUAGUCCUCGCGGACAAAGGCGCCUUUGGCGCGUGGAAACGACACGUUAAGGAACGAUCGGAGGGACGGUCACCCAUGCUACUGAGUACCGAUCUAGAGGACGCGCUGACGCGAUGCAGUCCGCUCUCGCUGCGCGGUGUCGACCUUUACCGGGGCGAGGGCCACACGUGGUCCGACAUAGGCGGCCUGGCGGACGUCAAGCUCACCCUCGUCGAGAUACUGCAUUGGCCCAUCAGGUACCCCAACAUAUUCAAGGCAGCGCCCAUCAAGCUCCAGAGCGGUGUGCUAUUGUACGGUAUGCCCGGCACGGGAAAGACCAUGUUGGCUGGUGCCAUUGCCAAGGAGUGCGGCUUAAAUUUGAUUAGCGUCAAGGGCCCGGAACUUUUGUCCAAGUACGUCGGGGCGAGCGAGGAGGCCGUGCGCAACGUCUUUGAAAAAGCCCAUCGAGCCAAGCCCUGUGUCUUAUUUUUCGACGAGUUCGACAGUCUUGCCCCGAGACGAGGUCAAGACAGUACUGGGGUAACCGAUCGCGUGGUUAAUCAGUUGCUGACGCAUCUGGACGGUAUAGAGGGCAGGGAGGGUGUAGCAGUGGUGGCUGCCUCCUCGCGACCGGAUCUCCUCGAUCCUGCCCUCCUGCGUCCCGGUCGCCUUGACAAGGCGCUGCUGUGUCCCCUGCCUGACGAGAACGACAGGAACGAGAUUUUGCACUCGUUGAGCAGAACUCACGGGGUUGAUUCGAGCGAGCUCGACUUGGAGGCUAUUGCCCGAAUGACUGCUGGCUUCACAGGGGCCGACUUGAACGCUAUUCUGGUGCAGGCCAGGUUGGACGUGAUUGAGGAGGCCAUGGAGUCGACUUCUGUGGAAACGAAAGAACGGUAUGCUGAAGCGAAGGUGACGCAAAGCCAUUUGCUGAGAGCAGCUGAAUCGUCGAUGCCGUCGCUGCUCACCGCGGAAAAACAAAAAUACAACAGGAUAUAUGAAAAGUUCGCUAGAAGCGAAAGCAGCGUCGUGGACGAGAUGAAGCACCAAAAAGCCACGUUAGCGUGA
Messenger RNA from Copidosoma floridanum, 3033 nucleotides. It is a transcript of the gene Pex1, whose product is annotated as peroxisomal biogenesis factor 1. NCBI's taxonomy places the organism in Eukaryota, Metazoa, Arthropoda, Insecta, Hymenoptera, Encyrtidae. The record is from RefSeq and is a predicted model, not a curated record. Gene Ontology annotation, biological process: protein import into peroxisome matrix. Gene Ontology annotation, cellular component: peroxisomal membrane; peroxisome; cytosol. Gene Ontology annotation, molecular function: ATP hydrolysis activity; ATP binding.